Molecule: messenger RNA, 4736 nt
Organism: Etheostoma spectabile (orangethroat darter)
Lineage: Eukaryota; Metazoa; Chordata; Actinopteri; Perciformes; Percidae
Exons: 14
Coding region: 15-3965 (1316 amino acids)
Biological process (GO): binding of sperm to zona pellucida; prevention of polyspermy
Cellular component (GO): egg coat
Molecular function (GO): acrosin binding; structural constituent of egg coat
Source: RefSeq, a predicted model, not a curated record
AGUGAGCAGGUGUGAUGACAGGAAGUCUACAAAGACACUGCUGCUGUUCACUCCGUCCCCGUGUUUUGGUGCGCAGAGAGAAACUCUUAUUUGAAAUGCGUUUGAAACAAAAAGGAUACUGCUUCGGUGUCCUUCUCAUUUUCACCGUCACAACAAUCCAUUUACCGUCAGCGGGUUCCUCCCAGCCCCACUCACGUUUGGUUCAUAGCAAUGACAAGAGCAGCGUUUUAACGACCAGAGGCCUCCCUCACUCCUCUAACCGCGAGAGCAGAAAGCGGCCACACUCGGACUCAAAGCCGGGAGAAGGUUCCAGAAACCCCCCGUACUUCCACGUCUCAGAGCACAGGUACGGGACACAGACUGAAACCUCUGGCGGGCCUAAACACACACUCAAACCAAAAAUGGCGUCGACUUUAACCGAUAAAAGCUUCAGAAACAGUGAAAAAGCGAAGCGAAGCGAUGGGGAAUGGACGUUUUUUUCGCCAAACCCUCCAAAUGAAGAGUGUAGCAAAGGGGAAAUUGAGCAUGUCAUCCCCGGCAAGUUUUACAUUCCUGGUCAACUGGAAACUAACCUUAAUAUGGGUUACCAGGCAGAUUCCGCCGUUUCAGGUCCGGCUCACAAAUGCCAGGAGAGAACCAGGGGUCAGCGGCUCCGUGGCUCCCAGGAGAGCUGGCAGAGGCUGCAGCCCCUGGUGGAGUGUGGAGACGCCGCCAUGACCCUCACUGUCAGGAGGAGACGAGCUGCACAGCUCCAGCUGGACAUAGUGAAUGAGUCAUCGGUGCCCCUGUCCCGGCUGCCACCGCAGUGUGGCUACGCUGUUCAGACCACAUGGAGAGACCUCAGUCUGAGGGCUCAGUUUGAUGCCUGCCAUGUCACACAGGAGGAUGACAGUUUUGUGUUGCCUCUGCUGUGGAGGGGGACUCCGGUCAAGAUGUUGUGUCCAGCCUCUCAGAUCCAGCCUGUGGCCGCGGGCCCGUCCUCCCUCUGCUGCUCCCCGCACAGCUUGACUGUCAGAGUGCAGGGACCCCAUGCUGCAGAGGAUCUGAGGGUAAACGUGAGAGGAGAAUGGACCCCUGUGGCGGUGUUGGCGGAGCGGUGUGACUACACUUUGGACAGACAGGAUGCAGAGAUUGUUAUCACUGCUCCAUUCAUUACAUGUGGCAUAACCAUAAAGGUGAUUUUCAGAAACAUCACACAGAAAAUCUCAUCUUUUUUUCAGGAUGGAAAAUACACACUUUCUCUUCAGAUAGGAGAGAAGACAUUCACCCUGGCCUGUCCCGUGUCCCCCCAUGAAGAACUCCCACUGACCCCUCAGCCUCUGGUCGACAGCCCCACUCCUCUAACCAGAGGGCCAACAGAGCAGGUGCCAGACCCUGUGGAGGCUUUUCCCUGGGCUCCUCCUUUCUACCUGGCCCCGCUUUACUAUCCCCACCCUACAUAUCACCACAAGUAUCCUCGCUCUGAUCGACGUCAUCCAAAUAACCCUCCUACUCCCUCAUCUCCGACUCCUCCGCCUACAUCCGUUCCACAGCCUCUCCCUCUUGUUGACCACUACCCUCACCAGAUUCCUGUGAGGGAGUCGUAUAAACAUUUCGGUGUCCCAGGCUUUCUUUUGUUAACAGGUGAUCCGGAGGAUUCCAGUCGGGCGUAUCAAGAUCUGCAGCAAAAGCAAGACACUUCCAUCGUAGCUGUCUCUGAGAGUGCUGCACGCUCUCCCGCCUCAGAUACAGGCUUUGCAAUUGAAGUUGAACCUCCUUUCCAGCCCCCCAGCCAUGCCUUCAAUCCAUACUAUCACUACUACCAUCACCCUAAAAUCCCUCUUCCUGGCCCACCUCAAAACCGUGAUCCUGAGGUGCCCAGAGAACGCUCUUUAAAUAAUCCUCAUAACCCUGAAUAUCCAGCGUUGCCGCCCGACGUGAUGCAGUCUGAGGCUCUCCGCAGAGUUGACUCUCACCAGUUCCUUCAGCCCUGGACCGAGGCUGCCGCUCAUCCCAACCCCCUUCCAGCAAGUCCUCCCAAAACCUCUGCACCUUACACACCUCAUCCUCCACAGCCCUAUCCAUACCCCUACUUCUACCACUUUCCGCAUUUUAUUCUGGGCGAGGCCAAACGAUUGGCUCCUUCCACAGCCGACGUGUCUGCAAAAACGCGUUUGUCUGAUCAAAACACAAAGCCGAGCAGGUUUGGUUAUCCGCUUCCUGCCUCCUCACACUUUCCCGACAAGCACUACUUAAAUCCUUACAUACACCAGCCGGAUAAUAGUAUUAACUUUCUUAAAAAUGGCCCAGAAGGGCUCAAACACCAACUUUUAUCUGAAAAUUAUAUUAAUACCGGUGAUGUAAAAGCAGAGCUGGAUGACAAAAAAAGGCACUCUGCCUCUGUGCGUCCGGCCGUCCAGCCCCUCCCCCCUCCCGCGCACCCUCCUCAACCAGACGCUGUUGCAGUUCCUGCUUCUGAUCCACCCAUAAUCCCCACUCCAUCCCCCAACCAUAAUCUUCCCCCUCACUCCUACUACUACCACCACCACCACCCUUAUAAUCACUACUAUCAGAUGUUUUAUGGACCUGUCAAUCACCCGUCGCCAACUUUAUCCAAAGAAGCUUUGGACCCACUGCACCAAGCCUCUUCCUCCCUGCCACAGCGUCCGUCCUAUUAUAAACUUCAAACCGCUACUCCACCCACAAAGUCGAUGCCUGAUCCCCUCCACCCUGGUCCCCUCCACCCUUACUACUAUUAUUACCACCACUACCACCAGCCUCAAGUGUCUGUACACAGCCAGGAGCUGCAUCCUGCAUGCAGGGUGAACUCUGAAGGAGAUGCAUCAAAAGCAGAAUCUCCGCUUCCUUCAGACCCUUAUAGGGACUGGGCGGAUUGGCUGGGCCGUGCCGCUGAUGCAGGAUAUCCCAGCAUCCCUCAGCCAGUGCACAGCCCCUAUCCAAGCCUUGAUUCCUAUUAUAUCACUCAGCGACGUCUGUUUGAUGUUUUCGGGCGUCCUGGUGGAGAGGAAGCAGAAGCAAGGCUGGAUCGUGAAAUGAAAGAUCACCUCAGGGCCAACCCGUCCACUCCCUCUGCCUCGCCCUGUGCCCUUGGCCCUGUGUCAGAUGUUGACUGCAGCGCCUCUUUGGGCUGCUGCUCAUACUCUGUGAAGGACUGUACAAUGGGACAGCAUUUCAUCUUUCCGGUGCCUGACUCCGUGUUGGAGCCCACAGUGGCCCUGCCCGCUCAUCCCUCUGAGCACAAAAGAGUGUCCUGCAGGCUGCAGAAGUUGACCUCUGACCCCGACCUCUACGCUGUCCCCCUGGAUGGCUGUGGCGUGAACACUCAUGUGUUUGGUCAGACAGUGGUUCAUCUGUUGGAAGUCCAUGGUAUCUAUUCUCACCGAGACCCCAGUUCUGUCCAUGGCAACUCUCCUGUCAGGUUGAUGGUGGAGUGUAGUUCCUCCCCGGGUUGCCCAGGUGAAGUCAGGCUCCAUGUGAUGGAUCACCCCCCACCCCCCGUUCAGUCUACACCAGCCACUGUGCAGCUGAGAAUUGCCACAGAUGAGUCCUUCACCAGGUUCCACCCUGAGGCCCACCUGCCCCUCAGCCUGAUGCGAGGCCGAGCAGUUUAUGUGGAGGUGAGCCUGCUGGCCCCCCAGGAGCCCGGCCUGGUGCUGCUGGUUCACUCCUGCCUGGCUUACGCUCCAGCCCCUCACAACAGCUGGCUGCUGGUUUACGAUGGCUGUCCCGGCCGGGGUGAUUCACAGCUACUUCCUUCCCCACACUCUGACCCCCACCGCACCCGGAGGAUCGUAGUCUAUGGGGUCCCGCCUCUGCCCUCUGAAGGGCCCUCCUACAUGGCUGAAGGAGGAUGCGCUCACCUGAAGGACCCAGAGAUCUAUUUCUUGUGCCUGACAGAAGUGUGCUUGGCUGCAGAUGGUGACUGCACUGUCGGCUGCAUCUACAGUCCUAACAGUGACGUGUGAAAUAAAAUGAACACUUUCACACAACUGCCCUCUUGUUUUGUUUUGUGGAAAUAACAAAAGUCUUUGUGCGAAAAGAAGGGGAAAUCCCAAUAGGAUAUUUAUUUAAAAACUUGUGAACUUAAAAACAACACAGUGCAAUGCAGUAGUACUACAGAGUGCAGAGAAUAAAAACAAGCAAUACACAAACAGGACACUAAUUGUACUUCUCUUUGGUCACACAAGAUUUUGGCAGGAACACUAUAACACUAUGUCCGUUACAGCGUUUCCCCUCUGCAUCAAACCGUUGACAGGAAGGCAGCGCUUAGUUCACAGCUCCAAACAUGCCACUUGACAUGUUUCUACAGUCGGUUUAACCGCCGCAAACACACACUGAGGAAAGGCCCCAGAAUAAUAAGGCCUUUUGACUUUGUUUUCUGACCAGUUCUGUGGUUUUCUGGACAAUCAUAAAAAAAUUAGGAAUUAAAUGGAAUGCAAUUAGUGCAGAGACACAGCAAAGGAUAACUUGCUCAUUUACCAAUGUACCAUUACAUCUCCUACGGCAUCAAAUAAAUUGGCAUGAAUGUGAAGUAAGCGGUAAGUGUUCAGUCAUUUGUCCCUGACAUGCUUAAUGGCUGCUGUGAUGAUUCAGAUGAUUGACCUUACACGUGCCGAGCUUAAAUAGAUUUAAAAAGACUUAAAUGAUCCCUUUUUCAGAUAUACAUAGAAUAUUAGUUUAAACAGUGAUAUAUCUGCCAGUGGCUCAGUGAGUUUUUAACUCUUUCACAUGAAGAC